CAUUUUUGUAGACUUUGCUGUUGUUUAUUAAUAGGUCGACUAACUCAAGUAGCGGCCUGUUGCUGCUACCAUCCCUAGUGGAACUUGAACUUUUGCAUAGUUGGGUAACUGACCCUAGGAUUAAGGGGCCUCCAGCUGAACUCUUUCACAGCGGAGAAACCUUAGCACUCUACUCCCACCUGCAGCUGUGUCCAGUCUGCAAGGGGUCUCGGACCCACCAAUUGUGGGCGGAAGGGCUGUCCAGUGCUUGCCCCUGCGUCUUCCUUCCGUGGCCAUGGCUGUCCCGCAGCGGCUCCUGAUCCGCGGAGGCCGGGUGGUAAAUGAAGACCACUCCCAGUUGGCUGAUGUGCUGGUGGAGGAUGGCGUGGUACGAGCGCUGGGGCCCGACCUCCUGGCGGCUGGGACUUCGGCUGAGGGGCUUCGAAUCCUUGAUGCCACCGGCAAGCUGGUGCUGCCCGGGGGCAUCGACACUCACACCCACCUGCAGUUCCCUUUCAUGGGAUCCCAGUCUGUGGAUGACUUCUACCAGGGCACCAAGGCAGCUUUGGCUGGAGGCACCACCAUGAUCAUUGAUUUUGCCAUACCUCAGAAAGGCUGUUCCCUCAUUGAGGCCUUUGACACAUGGAGAAGCUGGGCAGAUCCCAAAGUCUGCUGUGACUAUUCACUUCAUGUUGCAGUUACAUGGUGGAGUGACCAGGUCAAAGAAGAAAUGAAAACUCUGACACAAAAUAAGGGUGUUAACUCUUUCAAGAUGUUCAUGGCCUAUAAAGACCUGUACAUGGUUGGAGACCUGGAGUUGUAUGAGGCUUUUUCUCAGUGCAAGGAGAUUGGAGCCAUCGCGCAAGUUCACGCUGAGAAUGGAGACUUGAUUGUUGAGGGAGCAAAGAAAAUGUUGGCCCUGGGGAUAACAGGUCCUGAGGGCCAUGAGCUGUGCCGUCCUGAAGCCGUAGAGGCAGAAGCUACCUUUAGAGCCAUCACCAUAGCCAAUGCUGUGAACUGCCCACUCUAUGUUGUCCAUGUGAUGAGCAAGUCCUCAGCUAAGGUGAUAGCUGAUGCAAGGAGAGAAGGAAAGGUGGUCUUUGGGGAGCCUAUAGCUGCUAGUCUUGGAACAGAUGGGACUCACUAUUGGAAUAAAGAAUGGCAUCAUGCUGCCCACUAUGUCAUGGGACCCCCGCUAAGACCAGAUCCUUCAACUCCUGAUUUCCUUAUGAACCUACUGGCUAAUGGCGAUCUUACCACAACUGGGACGGACAACUGCACUUUCAACACUUGCCAGAAAGCCCUUGGGAAGGAUGAUUUUACCAAGAUCCCUAAUGGGGUCAAUGGAGUUGAGGAUCGAAUGUCAGUCUUAUGGGAAAAGGGUGUGCAUAGUGGCAAGAUGGAUGAAAACCGAUUUGUUGCUGUUACUAGCACUAAUGCUGCUAAAAUCUUUAAUCUUUACCCAAAGAAAGGAAGAAUUGCUGUAGGAUCUGAUGCUGACAUUGUUAUUUGGGAUCCAAAAGCAACAAGGACUAUUUCUGCAAAAACUCACCAUCAAGCUGUUAACUUCAAUAUAUUUGAAGGAAUGGUUUGUCAUGGGGUGCCUCUUGUGACUAUUUCAAGAGGCAAGGUGGUAUAUGAAGCUGGAGUUUUUAAUGUCAGUGCAGGAGAUGGAAAAUAUAUUCCCCGAAAACCAUUUGCUGAAUAUGUUUACAAACGCAUCAAGCAGAGAGAUGAGGUAAAGAAAGCCAAGGAAAAAAGAUCCAGGACACUAUAUCUCCAGCGCAGUCAUAUGACAUGGUCUUAUCUAGAAGCACACCUGGUAUCAACACCCAAGGAUCUUUUUGAAAGAAUAAUUGCAAUGGAACUUCUUUUCUCUCAGAAGUAAAGGCUGCCCUGUUGCCAGAAUUUUAUGAGGAAUCAAAUUAUAGAUAUAAAUGAAGAUGAUGAUUUUGGAAAUCUCUGUAUGAAAGCUAAUCAGGAAUCAUAUGGAAAUGCAUUGAACAUUUUAAUUUUAGGAAUAGAAGUUAUAUCACACUCAGGAUACAUCUGCUAUUAAAACAUGCAAUUCUCUAUUUUCAUUAAAAUCAAUAAAAAAAUUCAGAUCUUCA
This is a messenger RNA of Dromiciops gliroides (monito del monte), 2090 nucleotides long. It is a transcript of the gene DPYS, whose product is annotated as dihydropyrimidinase. NCBI's taxonomy places the organism in Eukaryota, Metazoa, Chordata, Mammalia, Microbiotheria, Microbiotheriidae. Gene Ontology annotation, cellular component: cytoplasm; cytosol. The record is from RefSeq and is a predicted model, not a curated record. Gene Ontology annotation, biological process: pyrimidine nucleobase catabolic process. The transcript is spliced from 9 exons. The coding region runs from base 275 to 1867 and encodes 530 amino acids. Gene Ontology annotation, molecular function: dihydropyrimidinase activity.